AGGGUGGAGAGCGAAGGGUAUGAUUUAGUUUGAUCUUCUACUGAAGCACCAACAACACAUCAGCAACCAUGGUUGAGUGGACAGAUAGUGAGCGCGCCAUCAUUACUAGCAUCUUCUCCAACUUGGACUACGAAGAGAUCGGCCGCAAGUCUCUGUGCAGGUGUCUGAUCGUGUACCCCUGGACCCAGAGGUACUUCGGCGGCUUCGGCAACCUGUACAACGCAGAGACCAUCCUGUGCAACCCCCUGAUCGCCGCCCAUGGCACCAAGAUCCUGCACGGUCUGGACCGGGCCCUGAAGAACAUGGAUGACAUCAAGAACACCUACGCCGAGCUGUCUCUGCUCCACUCUGACAAGCUGCACGUGGAUCCCGACAACUUCAGGCUGCUGGCCGACUGCCUGACCGUCGUCAUCGCCGCCAAGAUGGGCCCCGCCUUCACCGUGGAGACCCAGGUGGCGUGGCAGAAGUUCCUGUCUGUCGUCGUCUCCGCUCUGGGCAGACAGUACCACUAAGCUGAUAUUCAACAAAAUGCAGAUUUUCUUGAAUAAACAAAAAAUGAAAAAAAUAUAUAGCCUACUUUCACUUCGUUGUAUCCUCAUUUGUUACUGCUGCAAUGUUGGGGUGGCUGUGGUCCUUGGUACAACACGCUCAGCGCUGCCAUACCUCCCCAUGGCCUGUCGGCCUACACAUGUCAACAUCGUCCAAACAACGGUUUUGAUGCUUAAUGCUUGAUUUUUUUUUGCAGACAGCCAAUAAAAAAAUAAAAUAAAAGAACCAGGCAACCAUACAACCAACCAAACAAAUAAACAAACAAGCAAAUUACCUUAUUGUAAGAGCCAUACAGGCUGCGUCAUCCUGAUGGGUUUUUA
Gadus macrocephalus (Pacific cod) is the source of this 869-nucleotide messenger RNA. Its product is annotated as hemoglobin subunit beta-2. Gene Ontology annotation, molecular function: oxygen binding; organic acid binding; heme binding. NCBI's taxonomy places the organism in Eukaryota, Metazoa, Chordata, Actinopteri, Gadiformes, Gadidae. Gene Ontology annotation, biological process: hydrogen peroxide catabolic process; oxygen transport. Bases 69 to 512 code for a protein of 147 amino acids. The transcript is spliced from 3 exons. Gene Ontology annotation, cellular component: haptoglobin-hemoglobin complex; blood microparticle; hemoglobin complex. The record is from RefSeq and is a predicted model, not a curated record.